GUCUAUCUUGCAGAGCAAGGUCACCAGGGAGUUUCCACUGAAGAGCCAUGAAUCAACAGACAGUUUUCCUGAUAAUUGUCUGCACUUGGUGCCAGUUGCAAGGUGGCUGUGCCCAGAGUUCAAGGCCACAUAUCAUUGUAAUAGUGGCAGAUGAUUUGGGCUGGAAUGAUGUCAGUUUCCAUGGUUCUAACCAGAUUCCUACCCCAGCCCUGGACACUUUGGCCUACACUGGGGUGAUGCUGUCUAAUUACUAUGUCUCUCCAAUCUGUACUCCCUCCAGGAGUGCCCUGUUGACAGGGAGACAUCCUAUUCAUACAGGCCUCCAGCACGAUGUCUUGGUGGGUGCUGCCCCCUAUGGUUUGGGACUGAAUGAGACCAUCAUGCCUCAGUAUCUGAAGCAGCUCGGCUAUGAAACUCACAUAGUGGGGAAGUGGCACCUUGGGUUCUUCAAGAAGGAGUACACCCCAACUUUCCGUGGCUUUGACAGCCAUUUUGGCUACUGGCUUGGCGAGGAGGGCUACAGC
Messenger RNA from Lingula anatina, 524 nucleotides. Its product is annotated as arylsulfatase B-like. NCBI's taxonomy places the organism in Eukaryota, Metazoa, Brachiopoda, Lingulata, Lingulida, Lingulidae. The record is from RefSeq and is a predicted model, not a curated record. Gene Ontology annotation, molecular function: sulfuric ester hydrolase activity.